AUGAUAAAAAGAUGGCUAUCUGUGAAUAAGAAAAAGUCAGAAUCAGAAAAGGGUACACAUUGCAAUGGUGAAGUCAGUCGAAAAACAACUAACGUGAAAAGGAACAAAGGCUUUGGAGGUCCAACCUUAGGAAAACCAUCAAGUACUAAGAGUAGUAUAUCAAGCCUACCUUCCAAUCCUACAAGCAAUGAAAGAAAAAGUAAGUCCAAUGUCCAUGCGGAUAACGCGGCGGACCAUAAACACCAUCACAAUGCGAAUGAAAUAGGAUGUGAUUCUCCUAUCACAUAUGAAGAUCGAGCGUUAGGUACAGAGUCCUCCAUUCUUUUCACUGCUAUGACAGAUCUAAUGCCGUAUGGAGACGGGUCCAACAAGGUGUUUGGUUAUGAAAAUUUUGGGAAUACAUGCUACUGUAACUCUGUUUUACAAUGUCUUUAUAAUAUCUCCGAAUUCAGGUGUAAUGUGCUACGAUAUCCUGAAAGAGUACCUGUAGUAAGUAGAAUACGCAAAAGCGAUUUAAAUGGCUCAAAAGCAAGGAUAUUUACCAAUGAAAGUUUCGAAGCGUCCACCAACGGAGGAAAUUCGAAUUCAGGGAGCCAAAACAAUGUUAAUGAAGAUGUGUAUAACCAUCACCAUAUCCAGCAUAGUGAUCAGGAUAAUUCUUCAUCUUCUACUCAGGAAAAACAGAAUAGCAAUGAAAAGAAAAGGAACUCAUUUAUGAAUUUUGGGAAGAAUAAGUCAAAUGCUAAAGAUUCCACGAAGAAAGAUGAUAAUAACGAGAUGGAACCUCAGCCUGUACAUACAGUGGUCAUGGCUUCAGACGCAUUAACAGAAAAGCUUCACGAAGGCUGCAAAAAGAUUCUUGUUGGAAGAUCUCUCCCAAAGCAGGGCGAUGUCCCCUCAAAAACUACAAAUGCAGAUUACCAAGCUAAUUCUCACCAUCAAUUAAACAUGCAAAACACUAAAACUGAAUCAACAGGCGAUGAUGGUUUUGUUAACUGUGAAGAUCUUGACCAGACUGUCAACAAAUCCACCCGGGAUAAAGAGAGCACAUUUCCGACAAGUGAACAAAGGAAAAAGGCUGCUUUAAUUAGAGGACCUGUUCUUAACAUAGAUCAUUUGUUUUAUCCGAACGAGGAAGCUACGCUCUAUAAUGGUCUAAAAGAUAUAUUUGAGUCUAUAACUGAGAACUUGUCACUGACAGGGAUAGUCUCACCUACUGAAUUUGUCAAGAUUUUGAAAAAAGAAAACGUUUUGUUCAAUACCAUGAUGCAACAAGAUGCCCAUGAAUUCUUAAACUUUUUAUUAAACGAUUUCAGUGAAUACAUUGAACGCCGCAAUUCUGGUAUGCAAUUCGGGCCUAAAAAAGAUAUCGUUAACGCCAACGAUAACUUCAUAGCCGAUUUAUUCAAAGGAACACUGACGAAUCGAAUCAAGUGCUUAACCUGCGACAACAUCACUUCAAGAGACGAGCCAUUCUUGGAUUUUCCUAUAGAGGUACAGGGUGAUGAUGAGACUGAUAUUCAAAAGAUUUUGAGAAGCUACCAUCAACGGGAGAUGUUGAAUGGGGUCAACAAGUUUUAUUGUAACAAAUGCUAUGGUUUACAAGAGGCGGAACGCAUAGUUGGUUUGAAGCAAUUGCCUUACAUUCUGUCGCUACAUUUGAAAAGAUUUGAGUAUUCAGAAGGGCAGCAGUCAAACAUCAAACUGUUUAACAAAAUACUUUAUCCAUUAAGCUUAGAUGUCUCUUCCACUUUUGAUUCAUCGAUAUCCAAAAAAUAUGAAUUGAGCGGCGUCGUUAUUCAUAUGGGGAGUGGCCCACAGCAUGGUCAUUACGUUUGCAUUUGCAAGAAUGAGAAGUUUGGGUGGCUUUUAUAUGACGACGAAACGGUAGAAUCCAUAAGAGAAGAGACUGUACUAAAAUUUACUGGUCAUCCUGGUGACCAAACAACAGCAUAUGUCCUAUUCUAUAAAGAAACCCACGUGAAUGAGGCUGAUAACCAAACUGAGGUUACAGACCAUCUAGAUAAAACUAAAAGGCAGACUGAGAACAAUAUAGAGCAAUUAAUAAAAUGCGACGACUGGUUGAGGAGUCGUGCAUUGAAGGCAACAGCCAAUAUCGAACGUAAAAAAACCUUAAAAGAUAUACCUGAAAUUAAAGCAGCUGAAGCCAAGGCGUCUGUUAAUGCCGCUGUCAAAAAACGUAUGAAACAAAAAAGAAAAUCAAGAAUAUUAAGUUUCAUUAAAUAA
Molecule: messenger RNA, 2247 nt
Organism: Saccharomyces kudriavzevii IFO 1802
Lineage: Eukaryota; Fungi; Ascomycota; Saccharomycetes; Saccharomycetales; Saccharomycetaceae
Gene: UBP9
Product: putative ubiquitin-specific protease UBP9
Exons: 1
Coding region: 1-2247 (748 amino acids)
Biological process (GO): protein deubiquitination
Cellular component (GO): cytosol; nucleus
Molecular function (GO): cysteine-type deubiquitinase activity; cysteine-type endopeptidase activity
Source: RefSeq, a predicted model, not a curated record